Dreissena polymorpha is the source of this 1187-nucleotide messenger RNA. RefSeq lists its product as uncharacterized. The transcript is spliced from 3 exons. The record is from RefSeq and is a predicted model, not a curated record. Gene Ontology annotation, molecular function: protein binding. The coding region runs from base 6 to 1019 and encodes 337 amino acids. NCBI's taxonomy places the organism in Eukaryota, Metazoa, Mollusca, Bivalvia, Myida, Dreissenidae.
CACUGAUGGCUUCGUCACAACCUGUUUGGAUUCAGAAAGAAACCAUGUCGUUGACAAUCAUGAUAAUGCUUGGCGUUCUACUCACAAAUGUUUUCGGAGCUAAACCAUCUGAUAGUUUCGAUAAUCGCGUUGAAAAGUUUGAGAUGCUGCUCCAAAAUAUGAGUGAACAAUUGAAUAAUGAACAUCAGGCUAGAAUAGAAAUGGAAAAACAAUUGAAUAAUGAACAUCAGGCUAGAAUAGAAAUGAAAAAACAAUUGAAUAAUGAGCAUCAGGCUAGAGUAGAAAUGGAAAAACAAUUGAAUAAUGAACAUCAGGCUAGAGUAGAAAUGGAAAAACAAUUGAAUAAUGAGCAUCUUGCUCGAAUGGAACUGGAAAAAAAGCUUGCUACAACAGUUCACUUAGAGGCGCAAUCAAUAGAUGUGAUCGCUGAUCGCUUUGAAAGGCUGGAAAAUGCUUUGGUAAAGAUGAGUGAGCAAUUAAAUGAUGAGCGACUCGCUAGGAAACAUUUGGAAAACCAGCUUGCCGAAGAAAGACGACGACAUUUCCAAUCUCGACAAGUGGCAGAGGGCACGGAAAUUGCAUUUUAUGCGCAUGUAUCGCAGUAUAUCCCGCACCAAGGAGCCGGACAGGUCAUACGAUUUGACCAAGUCAUCACCAGCAUAGACUCGACGAACUCCGCUGCUGGUUAUAGCGCCGUCACUGGUAUUUUCACGGCUCCGGUGGAUGGACUGUACGUGUUUUCAACGACACUGAUGACGCAUGAAGACCAUGCUGCCCAUUACAUGAUCUACAAAGAAAACACGGCAGUAUGCACACUGCUCGUAAAUGGUUCAAACGGCCACCAAUAUGAUUCCGCUUCGUGUAACGUUGUUCUUGUGUUAACCAAGGGGCAAUCCGUGUCCGUUCGUCACUUUGAGUCCAUAGACCACGCUCUGGAGGGGGCCUACUAUGGGGGACAGUCAACUUUCUCCGGAUUUCUGCUCAUGCAACAUUAUCCUGCCUCUCCGAUUUUGGGAUGAAAUUGUACUUAAAACUGAAAUGUUAAUGUCAGUUACUUGAUAAUUUAAGUUAUAAUUUCUAUACGUUUUUGUCUAUUAUAUGCAAACAAUUGCAAAUCUGUUCUUUUUUAAGGCAAUGUCGUGAAAUAAACAAUUAGAUUGCUUAUACAUAAAAUAUUCGUUAUUGUU